Messenger RNA from Leptidea sinapis, 7014 nucleotides. RefSeq names its product neuralized-like protein 4 (gene Neurl4). The transcript has 32 exons. The coding region runs from base 231 to 4910 and encodes 1559 amino acids. Gene Ontology annotation, molecular function: ubiquitin protein ligase activity. Lineage: Eukaryota; Metazoa; Arthropoda; Insecta; Lepidoptera; Pieridae. The record is from RefSeq and is a predicted model, not a curated record.
AUUCUUUCAUCUUUGCAGUUUGCAGUGGUCAAAGAGAAUUUAAACACUACGUUCAGCAGUGGUUUUAUUUGUCGUCUCCCGCCUGGGUUGUAUAAAUAAAAUCUAGUCAAAUAUGGCUUGCCAUUCCAGUGAAAUAAUUUUAUCAUAUAUUUUUAUUAAUUAGUUACAAUGAGAUGCGAGGGUGUAGACUGAUGUAUUAAAUUAAUAGUAGUAAGUGGUUUACGGUUUACAUGAUGCGGUUUCAUAGACGUUGUGGUGAUAGAGUUACAUUAUUACAUGACAACAAAACGGCUGUACGAAACUUUGUGGAAUUUAAUCAUGGAUUAAUUUUGAGUGCAGAACCUUUACAAGAUGAUAUUAUAUUUGAAGUGACCAUCGAUCGAAAGGUCAAUGUGUGGAAUGGCAGCCUUGAAAUUGGUGUCACCACACUGGACCCAGAAUACAUAGAGCUGCCAGCCACGGUGACUAAGCUACGAAAUACAGCUUGGGUACUGUCAGGUAGUUCGGUGCUAAAGGAUGGAACAACACUAAUCAACUCUUAUGGACCCGAGUUAGACACGCUACGCGAAGGUGACUGCUUAGGUGUGAUGAGGACGAGUAAGGCUGAGUUGCUGUUCUUCAUAAAUGGACGGUGCUUGGGCGUUGCUGCCACUGAUCUGCCGGCGACGGUGUUUGCCGUGAUAGACCUGUAUGGGCAGUGUGUCCAAGUCACCAUCAAGUACAACACCAGUACCAUCAUGACAAGCUUAGAUCAGACCGAAACGAGUCCAAACAAUGACGUGGCAUCGAGCGUAAUGGAUUCUGAACUACUGGAUGGGCGUGACGCAGAGCCCUGUGAGGACUACGUCCAAGCUGACGAAGUUGGCGCAUGUGCUUUGGUUGAGAUAGACCGAUUGUACUUCCAUCCCAGGUGCGGAGCUCUUGUCAUAAUGUCUGACAACUAUAGAUCGGCAGAACGCGCGCAGCCGUUGGACGAUUUCAACAAUGCCGUGGUAAUGACACACCGUCCUUUGAAAGACAACGAGCUGUUUGAAAUUCGAAUAGAUUCACUUGUUCUUAAGUGGAGUGGUAGCUUAGAGAUGGGCGUUACUACCCAUGACCCCGCAACGUUGUCUUUCCCGCCGACGAUGACUAACUUGGAUUCGGGCACCAUCAUGAUGUCGGGCUGUAAGGUCUUCGUGAACGGCCACGGCACUAGCCUCGAAUACGGCAACUUUAACCUGGAUGAUCUCAGCGAGGGCGACACCGUUGGUGUGAUGAGGAAAAAGAAUGGCAACUUACAUUACUUCAUCAACGGCUUCGACCAAGGUGUAGCUGCAGAGCAGGUCGACCGGAAAAUAUGGGGCGUCGUCGAUAUCUACGGGAUUACUGUCAAGGUAUCAAUAGUAGGUCCCUGCGACGACAUAAACAUCGCCCCGCUACAUCAUACUAUCAUUGAUAUCCCGGAAGUACCUGCGAGACAUUCUGCGGCACUGAGUUCACUAACACCAAACAUAGACGAAGAUAGUCUUUUAUUUCAUACGGUGCGUGAUUCGUAUGCUGUUAUUACUAACGAUGGCAAGACUGCUAAUCGGCCUAACGCUCACACAUCCUACGACAAAGCAUUAGUGAUGACGAACCGAACGUUGAGGACCGAUGAGUUGUUCCAAGUUAGAAUUGAGCUGGUCAUACCCAAGUGGGCCGGCAGUACCGAAAUAGGAGUCACGCAGAAUUCUUCCAAAGAGAUACAAAUCAGAGAUCUGUUCAAACUAAGUCUUAUUGAACGGAAAACUUGGGUGCUUACCGAUGGUAACGUUAAACAAAAUGGCGACAUGCUUAUACAGAAAUAUAUGAAGAGUGUCAACACAUUAUCGGAGGGUGACACGAUUGGAGUUAUGCGAAAGGCUAUGGGGAUAUUACAUUUCUUUGUUAACGGCGUCGAUCAAGGCCCGGCGGCGUUUAAUGUACCGGAAAAUGUAUUCGGUGUGUUAGAUCUGUAUGGCAGAGUGGCGAAAGUAACUAUAGUACCAUCAUACUACAUGCCGCUACCGAUCACCUCGCCGGAGACUUCGACCUUGACCGAAUCCAGCACUAACACUCCGACUAUGUGCUUCCACCGUGUGCAUGGGCCAAACGCCGUGGUUUCCCGGACGAGGAUGAGUGCGCGCCGCAGUACGCCCUCGCAGCGGUUCAACGACGCGGUUCUGCUGAGCUCGGAGCCGCUCCGGGAGUGCGACAUGUUCGAGGUGCGGAUUGACGCCAUCCUUGACUGCUGGAUCGGCAGUCUCGACAUUGGUGUGACGGCAAUACGGCCGGAAGACAUGGAUGCGGAGGGCGUGGAAGUGGCGGCCACAGACCUCGAGUGCGACACUUACAUGCUGAGCGGCUCUACUCUCAUGAAGGAUGGCGUGCCCGAGCGCAGUGGGUACCCGCUCGACCUCGAACAACUCACUGUCGGCAGUAGAGUGGGUAUCAUGUGGCACGCAGAUAAAAGCAUCCAUUUCUACCUGGAUGGUAUGGAUAUGGGCGUCGCGUGGUACGUGCCUCAUUUGAAUAUAUACGCGGUCAUAGAUCUGUACGCGCAGUGUACGCAGGUGACCAUUCUGCGCAAUGACGAAAGAACAUUUAACUACAACGGGUACCCGCAGGCGGACAACCCCAUCCCUGGGCAGACUAGAACCGUUACACCGCCGCUGCCAUAUUGGAGUUUCUCCGAAUAUAGUGGUGAAAAUAUCGAGCUGAAACUCGAUUACUCUGUGGCUGUGAGAAAGACCCAGGACCCUACAAACGGUCUCGUCUUCAGCUCGGGACACUUGACUGUUGGAGAAACCUAUGAGGUGAAGAUCGACCAUUGCAAGCACAGCUACUCUGGAGGCAUCCGAAUCGGGGUCACGGACAUAAACAUACUGAACGCACAUGUUAACAGAAGUCUGCCGCCGUCGAUUGUACACUUGCCGCACUUCACCACGUACAUCGACGGUAGGUAUAUGAAGACCACUAAUGCCUGUUCCCGCGAGCACGAACUGCGCGCAGUGACACCCUCGUUCGAGUGGCUGCGGCCUGGAGACCGCGUUGGUCUUAAGAAGACUGCGGACGGCCAAGUCCUCGUCUACUACAACUCCGAACUGCUCGACACCGCCUUCGAGAAGGUUCCCGAUAAAGUGUACGUAGUGAUAGAAUUGUAUGGCUGCGUUUCUAAAAUACAAGCAGUAAAGCGAGAAAUAACCGUCGUGCCACAAACAAUCCGGAACUCGUCGCUCACUCCUCCGGCGACAGAUGCGGAGGAACACGAGCGGUCGGAGGAAACUUCUGUUUCAACAAGCUCCGUGCACCACACAGAGAGGAGGCGACGCUCGCUGCCGCUAACGUUCCACGGAGUGCACGGCACUAACAUUAGAUUAUGUAGCUCGGACACAGUCGCGAUACGGACGGCGGGCUAUAACGAUGCCAUCGCAAUCGUAAAUCAGCCGCUGGCUCGAGGACACAGCUGCCGGUUCCGCAUAGACAGAGUGGAUGAGGAGUGGAUGGGCAGCCUGGCCAUUGGUGCGCUCGUCAGCUUGCCCAAGGAGGAACUCCCUAAAAGCGCCCUACAAUUAGAGGUUGAAUCCUGGGUUCUAUCCAACCAACUGCUCUACGAUGGAUCUUAUAUACGAGCUCCAAUGGUACUGGAUCUAGAGGAGGUUAGAGAGCAGUCGGUGAUCACGCUGCACUUCAGAUUCAGCAACGACCUGGUGGUAGAACUAAACGGCACCGUUCUGGCCACCCUCGCCACAGUGCCACUCCAUCUCAACCACGUCUAUCCGGUGGUAGAUCUAUACGGGAGAGUAUGCCAGAUAUCAAUACUACUCCAUCCCUACUCCAUAAUUACUGGCAUUUCACUCGACUUACCUGCGAUAGCAGAGAGCAGAACUGGAGAAUCCCUGGCUGAGCUAGAUGAACAGAAGAGCAAGACUCCUGAAUUAAGACAUGCAAAAAGAUCACUCAGUCAGGAAUGUCUUAUCGAAAGUUACAUUACGUGUGAUCCAGGGCCGAGCAGAGCGUCACCGUAUAAAACGAAGAAGGCCGUAAGUGCCCCACCAAUGGCUAUGAUGCAUCAGAGUCUCAUAGUAACUCCGACUUGCCAAAACAGAGAGAUGGAAUACAGAUGCGUUAAGAAGAGUCACACGGCUCAUGACUUUUCGAUAAACGACUCGAACAGCAAUGCAGAUUAUGAUACGAAUAUCGAACAAAACGACAGAUACCCAGAAGCGCAUGAUGUGGACCUUGAUAAUGAAAUAAUAGAUGGGUUGACACUGGAGAGUGGCAACUUGCCCGACCUUACAGAGGAACAGUCGUCAUCUAUCGACGAGUCGAUACGGCGUGAUGAUGCAGACGCCUUGACUGCGGAGAACUUGACUUACCUGAAACGAUUGUUAAGCUUGGAAUAUGGUGAGGCCAGCUUGGAGUCGGAGUGGGAGGCAUCCGGCGAGGGUUGUGAACAUCUACAUUUGGUGCUGAAGUACUGGAACUAUCUUGUGGGGCCAUACCCUGAGCUGAGGAGGGCUGUCUCGUGGGGACAAGUCGUUUGCCAUUGUCCUAAGUGCGCGCCGGAUUCAGAAUCGAUUUACGCCGGUUGGGUGCGCUUCGAGCGUAUCGACGGUGUGGGUGCGGCUCGGCGAGGGUUCUGGCAAGUCUCGCGCGUGGUGCUCAUGGCAGCCAAGACUUCGACCGCAUCACGACCCGUGCGACCCGCGAAUUUAGCCUCCGUGCCCUCUGCGGCCAACCCCGCCGGAUGGAUGGACGAAGAAGGAAAACCGCACCACACAGAAUUGGCUCUCGAAAUUGAUAUUGAAGGGAACGACGCUGACAAAGACCGUCUUCUCGCCUUGCUCAUCUACUUGAAGCCUUUCAUGGUAUUAGCAGAUGAGGAACUUUAUAGCAGCGACGAGUGACUACCGACUCCACCACUACCAGGAACAUCACAAUUAUAAUAAUCUAGGUGCGACCCGUGCAAAAUGUUGCCUCCACCACAGCCAGGAACAUCACAAUUAUAAUGUACAAGGUGCGACUCGUGCAAAAUGUUCGCACUCGACAAUCGGUCACGUAAUCUUGAUGCGCGAUCAAAUGAAACAUUAUAAUAAGUUUGUUGAUUGCACAUUGCAUUGCAAUGUUCAUUUUGAAUUCGUAUUAUUUGUCAAUAUCAAAAUAAAUUUCGGCAAACAUUCAAAAUGGUGUCUGAGUCAUUUUAUUUGACGAAGAACUGGAAGUUAUGGCGUACCAAUGACAAAACGCCUUACGACACAAUAAAGGUUUAAGAGAUAGGUAAGUCGUAAAAUCGUAGAUGAUGUUCGAAUCAUGCCUUUAACAUAAGUGGUCCGAAACUGCCGCUAACUGUUGUGUGUAACAGUCUAGAAUAAACAACGAAUAACAGAUAACUACAAAAAUGAACACUUGCGGCGACUAGAAGUUGCACUAGAAAUAUAUAUUAUGCAUACGAAAAUACUGAGAUUUUGAAAGGAAUAUUAACCUGCAUGGUUUACUACUACUUCCAUGAUUAACUAUUUAACCCACAGGUUUACUCAAUAAUACUUUUAAUAGUAUUUUAAAAUCAUUUCACAAAGAAGACAUAUAUACCGAUAUAUUUCUAAGAAUUGGGUAUUUUAUACCGAUAAAGCGCUACGUCAGAUGGACACAUGAUCAUUACAAAAUCUUUAAAGCCCUUAUUCUUUUUUAUUUCUCAGAAAGACAAGAGUUUAUCUGUAGUUGAAAAUAAAUAAAUUUCUAUUAUUUCAACUCGCUGAAAUGUCUGCUGAAGUAGAAAUAUUUUAUAAAUAGAUUUCGACAAGUCAACGAAUCACAUGUGAUCAACUGUAUCGGCCGUCUGCUAAAAUAAUUUUUCUACCUAUUAGAAGUUAUUGCCGCGGGUUGAGACAGCAAUUACAAUAUUUCCAAACAAGCAAACAUUGGCUUUUAAACUCUAGACUUUGUAAAUAGUGAUAGUAAGAGUUUUUGAAAAUACAUCUGUAUCCGAUGUCUAGUUAGGCUACAAUCGCACAUUUCACGGUUAUGCGAAAAUAUGUUCACUCAAUUUGUUGUCUUCUAACAAAUUGUAACGGUGAACGAGUUUUUGUUCUAUUAUUUAUGGACUCCAUUAAGGCUUGACACCUAACGUCCGUUAUCGCGUUGAACACACAAAAGAGCGUCUGAGGCUUGGAUUCUGUGUUAUUAAUAAAUGCGAAGUUAAGUUAUUCCAAAUUUACAGAAUACACGACAGGGAGAAAACUUAGGGGCUGUUCACAAUGUCCAAGUAAAGUUACGAAUAGGCUACUUUCUACCCCCCUUAUUCGUAAUAGUUUAACUAACUUAAAGCAUUGCUAAUUUUCGCUCUGUCUUCUUCUAUUGACCUGUGUCAGAAUGAGAAAAAACACUCCUUAGCGGCUGUUUAAAGUUAGCGGACCAUUAUGAAUAAGGAGGUACUUAUUUAUCGAAUAAAGCAUUAUUUUAUUGUCAUUAAUUUAUCUAUCCUAUGACAAUCUGCUAUUUUUUUGGAUAUUGUGAAACAGCCGCUUAGAGAAAGCGCUAAAGCCAUCAAUUUAUCGCACGACGUCAAAUCAUAUUUCCCUAAAAUUAUAUUGCGAUAACUGGUGGCCUAACAUAUUCUUAAUAUCUGUUAAAAAAAUUAAGCCUUAAUGAAGGCCCAGUAGUUAUACUUAUAGUAGUGUAAGCUCUGACUCGAAUUUUAACUGUUGUCAUUAGAAUUGAAUACGUAGAAAUUGUGAGAUUGAUGAAAAUGCGUUUCUAGUGUUUGUAUAAUUGUAUUAAUAGCAGUUUCAUCAAUUACUGUCAUAAUAUUAUCAGUUGUUAUCCAAAUUGUGACGCUUUGGAAUCAAAGUACAACUCUAGUAUUUCUUUAAAACUAAUAUCUUAAGAAUAUUUUACUAUUUCCCUUACACACUCAUACCUUCCUCCAUACGUAUCAUACAUAUUAACAGAAAAUUUUAACCAAUCGAAAUUGUAUUAAUUCUAUUUUAAUAAAGUAUUUGAAAUAAAUAUCCA